AUGACUUGGUCUCACUGUGGCUCUCCCUGUCUUCCAGCAGUGACAGAAGGCUACGUGGGGUCCCUUCAGGACGACAGACACAGCAGCUCUGCACAGAUCCGCAGGCGCAAGGCCUCAGGGGACCCGUACUGGGCCUACUCCGGUACCUAUGGGCCUGAGCACUGGGUGACGUCUAGCAUGAGCUGCGGGGGCCGUCACCAGUCUCCGGUGGACAUUUCGGACCAGCAUGCUCGUGUUGGCGAGGAGUACCAGGAGCUGCUGCUCGAUGGCUUCGACAACGAGUCUUCUAACAAAACCUGGAUGAAAAACACAGGCAAAACAGUUGCCAUCCUUCUCAAAGAUGACUAUUUCGUCAGUGGUGCUGGCCUGCCUGGGAGAUUCAAAGCCGAGAAGAUCGAGUUUCACUGGGGCCACAGCAACGGCUCUGCGGGCUCCGAGCACAGCAUCAAUGGCAGGCGCUUUCCUGUUGAGAUGCAGAUUUUCUUUUACAAUCCAGACGACUUUGAUAGCUUUCAAACUGCGAUUUCUGAAAACAGGAUCAUCGGAGCCAUGGCCAUAUUUUUUCAAGUCAGUCCAAGGGACAAUUCUGCACUGGAUCCUAUUAUCCACGGGUUGAAGGGCGUCGUACAUCAUGAGAAGGAGACCUUUCUGGAUCCUUUCAUUCUCCGGGACCUCCUGCCUGCAUCCCUGGGCAGCUAUUACCGGUACACGGGUUCUCUGACCACCCCGCCGUGUAGUGAAAUUGUGGAGUGGAUAGUCUUCCGGAGGCCUGUCCCCAUCUCCUACCACCAGCUUGAGGCUUUUUAUUCCAUCUUCACCACGGAGCAGCAAGACCACGUCAAGUCGGUGGAGUACCUGCGGAACAACUUCCGGCCGCAGCAGGGGCUGCACGGCAGGGUGGUGUCCAAGUCGGCCGUCCGCGACGCCUGGAACCACGACCUCACAGACUUCCUCGAGAACCCUCUGGGGACAGAAGCCUCGAAAGUCUGCAGCUCCCCACCUGUCCACAUGAAGGUGCAGCCUCUGAACCAGACGGCACUGCAGGUGUCCUGGAGCCAGCCGGAGACCAUCUACCACCCGCCCAUCAUGAACUACGUGAUCUCCUACAGCUGGACCAAGAACGAAGACGAGAAGGAGAAGACGUUUACAAAGGACAGCGACAAAGAAUUGAAAGCCACCAUUAGCCACGUCUCACCUGAUAGCCUUUACCUGUUCCGCGUCCAAGCCGUGUGUCAGAAUGAUAUGCGCAGUGACUUCAGCCAGACGAUGCUGUUUCAAGCUAAUACCACUCGAAUAUUCCAAGGGACCAGAAUUGUUAAAACAGGAGUGCCCACAGCGUCUCCCGCCUCUUCGGCCGACAUGGCCCCCAUCAGCUCGGGCUCUUCGACCUGGACCUCCUCCGGCAUCCCCUUCUCAUUCGUGUCCAUGGCGACUGGGAUGGGCCCAUCCUCCAGUGGCAGCCAGGCGACCGUGGCCUCGGUGGUGACCAGCACGCUGCUGGCCGGCCUGGGCUUCGGCGGCGGCGGCAUCUCCUCCUUCCCCAGCACCGUGUGGCCCACGCGCCUCCCCGCCGCAGCGGCCAGCAAGCACGCCGUCAGGCCAGUCCUGGCCACCACGGAGGCCGUGGCUUCUCCAGGCCCGGAUGGCGACGCAGCCCCCAGCAAGGACGGCGAGGGCACCGAGGACGGAGAAAAGGACGAGAAGAGGGAGAGUGAGGACGGGGAGCGGGAGGACGAGGGAGAGAAGGACUCCGAGAAGAAGGAGAAGAGCGGGGUGACCCAUGCCGCCCGGGGGCGGAGCCAGGCCGAGCCCACCCCUGCGCCCUCCUCUCCCAGUAGAGCCGCCCAGGACGGGGGGCAUCAGACUCUGCCUGGGCCCCAGCAAGACCACACUGCCGUCCCCAGCGGCCAGCCCGAUGACACGAGGGCUGCUGACCUGGUCUCCGAGUCCGCCACCUCCACCCAAGUGCCCCCCACAGUCACAGAGGAGCGUUAUGAAGGGAACGAUCACGAGAGUCCCGGAAUGCCAUCGAGAAAGCCUGCGCCCCGAGGGGACCGCCUGUCCGAGGACAGCAGAUUCAUCACUGUUAACCCAGAAAAGAACACCUCUGGGAUGAUAAGCCGCCCUUCUCCAGGGAGGAUGGAGUGGAUCAUCCCUCUGAUUGUGGUGUCAGCCUUGACCUUCGUGUGCCUCAUCCUUCUCAUUGCUGUGCUAGUUUACUGGAGAAAAUGUUUCCAGACAGCUCAUUUCUAUGUGGAAGAUAGCAGUUCACCUCGGGUGGUCCCCAAUGAAAGUAUUCCUAUUAUCCCUAUUCCAGAUGACAUGGAGGCCAUCCCCGUCAAGCAGUUUCUGAAACACAUCGGGGAGCUCUAUUCUAACAACCAGCAUGGCUUCUCUGAGGAUUUCGAGGAAGUCCAGCGCUGUACGGCUGACAUGAACAUCACCGCAGAACAUUCCAAUCAUCCAGAUAACAAGCACAAAAACAGAUACAUCAACAUUUUAGCAUAUGAUCACAGUAGAGUGAAGUUAAGACCUUUACCAGGAAAAGACUCUAAGCACAGCGACUACAUUAAUGCAAACUAUGUCGAUGGUUACAACAAAGCAAAAGCCUACAUCGCCACCCAGGGACCUUUGAAGUCGACAUUUGAAGAUUUCUGGAGGAUGAUUUGGGAACAAAACACUGGAAUCAUUAUCAUGAUUACGAACCUUGUGGAAAAAGGAAGACGAAAAUGUGAUCAGUAUUGGCCAACAGAGAACAGCGAGGAGUAUGGAAACAUUAUCGUCACACUGAAGAGCACAAAAGUUCACGCCUGCUACACCGUCCGCCGCUUCUCGGUCAGGAACGCAAAAGUGAAGAAGGGUCAGAAGGGCAACGCCAAGGGCCGCCAGAAUGAAAGGGCAGUGAUCCAGUACCACUACACGCAGUGGCCGGACAUGGGUGUGCCCGAGUACGCGCUCCCCGUGCUGACCUUCGUGAGGAGGUCCUCGGCUGCCCGCACGCCGGACAUGGGCCCCGUGCUGGUGCACUGCAGCGCCGGCGUGGGCAGGACAGGCACCUACAUCGUCAUCGACAGCAUGCUGCAACAGAUAAAAGACAAAAGCACAGUGAACGUCCUGGGGUUCCUGAAGCAUAUCAGGACACAGCGUAACUACCUCGUCCAGACUGAGGAGCAGUACAUUUUCAUCCAUGAUGCCUUGUUGGAAGCCAUUCUUGGAAAGGAGACGGAAGUAUCUUCAAGUCAACUGCAUAGCUAUGUGAACAGCAUCCUCAUACCAGGAGUAGGAGGAAAGACACGACUGGAAAAACAAUUCAAGCUGGUCACGCAGUGUAACGCCAAGUACGUGGAGUGCUUCAGUGCUCAGAAGGAGUGCAACAAGGAGAAGAACAGGAACUCCUCCGUCGUGCCGUCUGAGCGUGCGCGAGUGGGCCUCGCACCGCUGCCGGGGAUGAAAGGGACGGACUACAUCAAUGCGUCUUAUAUCAUGGGCUAUUAUAGGAGCAAUGAAUUUAUCAUAACCCAGCAUCCUCUGCCACAUACUACGAAAGACUUCUGGCGAAUGAUUUGGGAUCAUAAUGCACAGAUCAUUGUCAUGCUGCCAGACAACCAGAGCUUGGCAGAAGAUGAGUUUGUGUACUGGCCAAGUCGAGAAGAAUCCAUGAACUGUGAGGCCUUUACCGUCACCCUUAUCAGCAAAGACAGACUGUGCCUCUCUAACGAAGAGCAGAUUAUCAUCCAUGACUUUAUUCUGGAAGCUACACAGGAUGACUAUGUCCUAGAAGUUCGGCACUUUCAGUGUCCCAAAUGGCCUAACCCAGAUGCCCCCAUAAGCAGUACCUUUGAACUUAUCAACGUCAUCAAGGAAGAGGCCUUAACGAGGGACGGCCCCACCAUUGUCCAUGAUGAGUACGGAGCAGUUUCAGCGGGAAUGCUGUGUGCCCUCACCACCCUAUCCCAGCAACUAGAGAAUGAAAAUGCUGUGGAUGUUUUCCAGGUUGCAAAAAUGAUCAAUCUUAUGAGGCCUGGAGUAUUCACAGACAUUGAACAAUACCAGUUUGUCUAUAAAGCAAUGCUCAGCUUGGUCAGCACUAAAGAAAAUGGAAACGGUCCCAUGACAGUGGACAAAAAUGGUGCUGUUCUCAUUGCAGAUGAAUCGGACCCUGCCGAGAGCAUGGAAUCCCUAGUGUGAUUGGAAUCCUGACAGGGCACUUAAUUUGUAAACUUCUGAAGACUGAGAACUUUUUUGAGGCCUUUUUUGCCAGACUCUAGGUUAUACAAUAACCCAGUUACUUUUUUACACUGAUAAAAGUUUUGAUAUUUAUUUUUUGCCAUUUUAUGUCUUAAUGGUAUCCUACUGAGCAUUUGCACCUCUGUUCAUUUCCCCCAGUGAGACGCAAUGUGACCUAGUUUGCACUAUCUGAUCAGUGUUACUGCCUAUAAUCUAAUACUACAGCGAACCCUGAUGGACAUUCCGUAACAACAUACAUGCUCCUCUUUAGUUCAGUGCAGUGAAGGUCUUUGUUAUGACAGUGAACCUUGAUUUCGUUAUUAUUGCUCAAGCAGCUGCAUUCUCCUCGCAGGCGAUGCUGUAUUUUUCCACAGUCCUCCUCUCCUACUUUUUUAGACAUUGUUCAAUACUGUACACCUUCUAUAUUUCAAUGGAGUGGGUGAGCAUUGUUUUCUUUUAAAGAAUCGCAGGUUAUUGGGAGCUACUAAGAAGGUCUGUCGACCUCAUGGCCUUGAAACAGUUCCAUUUAUGAUGGUGAAGACAUCCAUUAAGAAGGUUUAAGAGUUGCUUCAUGUGAACAUCACUUAUUAGUUACAAACUUAUAUUCAUAGCUUAAAAAUGCCCAAUUGUGUCAAAAUAAAGGAUAUCUCUGUAUU
Molecule: messenger RNA, 4883 nt
Organism: Molossus molossus (Pallas's mastiff bat)
Lineage: Eukaryota; Metazoa; Chordata; Mammalia; Chiroptera; Molossidae
Gene: PTPRG
Product: protein tyrosine phosphatase receptor type G
Exons: 28
Coding region: 1-4188 (1395 amino acids)
Biological process (GO): protein dephosphorylation
Molecular function (GO): protein tyrosine phosphatase activity; protein binding
Source: RefSeq, a predicted model, not a curated record